AAUAAAUGGUUUGAUUCUUUAUCAGCUAUAUCUGUUGGAUUAAACCUUUCACUUAGAAAAGCUUUUAAUGAUGCGCGAUUUGUUCCAAUCAUCACAUCUCGAUAUUGCCUUGUAACCAAUUUAGAAACUCAACAAAUGGUG
Molecule: messenger RNA, 141 nt
Organism: Funneliformis mosseae
Lineage: Eukaryota; Fungi; Glomeromycota; Glomeromycetes; Glomerales; Glomeraceae
Source: the annotation of a GenBank genome assembly